UUGACCCCUAGCCUUUCCUCCCCUCCCUUCUUCCCUCUUCCGCCGUCGGAUUAGGCGCCGCUGCUCCUAUAGGAGCUCUCGACUCGGGCAUGGGGUCUCGGGCCUCCACGUUAUUGCGGGACGAAGAGCUGGAGGAGAUCAAGAAGGAGACUGGCUUUUCACACAGUCAGAUCACCCGCCUCUACAGCCGAUUCACCAGCCUGGACAAAGGAGAGAACGGGACUCUCAGCCGGGAAGAUUUCCAGAGAAUUCCAGAACUUGCCAUCAACCCACUGGGGGACCGAAUCAUCAAUGCCUUCUUUCCAGAGGGAGAGGACCAAGUAAACUUUCGUGGAUUCAUGAGAACUUUAGCUCAUUUCCGACCCAUUGAAGAUAACGAAAAGAGCAAAGAUGUUAAUGGACCAGAACCACUCAACAGCCGAAGCAACAAACUGCAUUUUGCUUUCCGACUUUAUGAUUUGGAUAAAGAUGACAAGAUAUCCCGUGAUGAGCUGUUGCAGGUGCUACGCAUGAUGGUUGGAGUAAAUAUUUCAGAUGAGCAGCUGGGCAGUAUUGCAGACAGGACCAUCCAGGAGGCAGAUCAAGAUGGGGACAGUGCCAUAUCUUUCACAGAAUUUGUUAAGGUUUUGGAAAAGGUGGAUGUAGAGCAGAAAAUGAGCAUCCGAUUUCUUCACUAAAGAACUGAGACCAAAUUACCCCUUGCUUUCUAGUAU
Messenger RNA from Elephantulus edwardii (Cape elephant shrew), 713 nucleotides. RefSeq names its product calcineurin-like EF-hand protein 1 (gene CHP1). The coding region runs from base 90 to 677 and encodes 195 amino acids. Gene Ontology annotation, molecular function: calcium ion binding. The transcript has 7 exons. The record is from RefSeq and is a predicted model, not a curated record. Lineage: Eukaryota; Metazoa; Chordata; Mammalia; Macroscelidea; Macroscelididae.